UGGAUAUUUGAAAAGCUUGAGACUAUGGGGAUGUGGUAGUAUAGAGCAUGUAAUUCCAUCUGAUUUGCUUUCUUGCUUUCCCAAUUUGGAAGAGUUAGAUGUAUGGAAUUGCAGUAAUGCAGAGGUGAUAUUUAAUAUCAAUGAUGAGAACAGGGUGAUGGCAAAACGUUCCGGAAUAUUCCGUCUGAAAACACUGUCUAUAGAUUGGCUACCAAAACUGGAGCAUGUAUGGGAGAAGGAUCCGGAGGGAAUUAUGGGCCUUCAAGCGCUAGAGGAAAUGAAAGUUGAUGAUUGUGGGCGUCUUAAAAGUUUGUUUCCAGCAUCCUUGGCCACCACAGAUCUCACCAGACUUGAAGUGCUUGAGGUAAGAGAUUGUGAGGAAUUGAGAGAGAUAUUUGGGAAGGAUGAAAAAGUUGGAGAAGGAACAACACAACACUCUGCGUUUCCUUCUCUCACCACAUUGACGCUGGAGAAUUUGCCAUCCCUCAAAUACUCUAUCCACUGCUCCAAACAACAGGAGAGUACAACAAAUUUGAGUGAGGGAGAUAUACAAGAGAUAUGUCUUGGCUCACGGUCCAUUCCAAACACCUACUUCUGUCUCUUAGAAUCUCUAACUCUUGAUGGUUGCGAGUUUUUAGCCGAUGUACUGCUACCAUUCAAUUUGCUUACUUUCUUAACUAAUUUGGAAACGUUGGAAGUUCGAAACUUUGAUUAUGUCAAAAUCAUCUUUGAUGUCAAAUGUACAACACAAGAGAGAGAGGUGGCAUCUAUGGGACAAAUUUCUCUAAAGAAAUUGGUUGUAUCCAAGCUGCCAAAUCUAGAGAAUGUAUGGAAUGAUAAUCCUUAUGGAAUUCUAACCUUACACCACCUACAAGAAUUAUAUGUUGAGGAAUGUAAAGCCCUUUCAAGUGUGUUUCCACCAUCGGUAGCCAACAACGUUAUAGAACUUGAAAAUCAAGUAGUGGAAGAUGUACUGCUACCGUUCAGUAUGCUUCAUUUCUUAACUAAUUUGGAAACGUUGGAAGUUCGAAACUGUGAUUCUGUCAAAUCCAUUUUUGAUGUGAAAUGUGCAACACUGGACAGAGAUAUGACAUCUGUGGGACAAACCCUCCCCUUUUCUCUAAAGAAAUUGGUUGUAUCCAAGCUGCCAAAUCUAGAGAAUGUAUGGAAUGAUAAUCCUUAUGGAAUUCUAACCUUACACCACCUACAAGAAUUAUAUGUUGAGGAAUGUAAAGCCCUUUCAAGUGUGUUUCCACCAUCGGUAGCCAACAACGUUAUAGAACUUGAAAAUCAAGUAGUGGAAGAUGUACUGCUACCGUUCAGUAUGCUUCAUUUCUUAACUAAUUUGGAAACGUUAGAAGUUCGAAACUUGGAUUCUGUCAAAGUCAUUUUUGAUGUCAAAUGUACAACACAAGGCAGAGAUGUGACAUAUAUGGGACAAACCCUUCCUUUUUCUCUGAAGAAAUUGAAUGUAUCAAAGCUGUCAAAUCUGAAGAAUGUUUGGAAUGAAGAUCCUCAAGUAAUUCUCAGCAUGCACCAUUUACAAGAAGUUUGUGUUGAGGAAUGCGAAGGCCUUACAAGUGUGUUUCCAGCAUCAAAAGACAAGUAUCUUCUGAAACUUAAAAAUCUAGUAGGGAAAGACUGUAAAGGAUUGAUGACUAUUUUUGCAGAGGAUAAUAUAGAUCCAAGAACAAAGCUAGAGCUUACAUGUCCCUUUGUGAGAUCAUUGGAACUUGAGGGUUUGCCCAACUUCAAGUAUUUUUACUACAGCUCACUGUAUCUAGAAUCACAUACCGAGAAUAAAGUCGGCAGUGAAAAGUUAUUAAAGUGCUUGUCAUUGGGGGAAAAUGGAGUAAAUAUGAUUUUGCAAGGAGAAUUUCAGCCAAACCUCCUAGACAACAUAAAAGUUCUUACUCUCCGCUUUGGUUCGGAUGUAUUUCGCUAUGAAAUUCUAGAAGAGGUUCCGAAUAUAGAGAAACUUGUGGUGUGCGAUGGUUCCUUCAAGGAGAUGUUCUGUUGUGAAAGUGGUAAUAAUGUGUUACAGAAGCUGAAAGUAUUACAGUUGGAGUACCUUGGACAGCUGGUUUCCAUUGGGUUAGAGAACUCUUGGACUGAUUCAUUUGUCAGAAACUUAGAAACCUUUGAAGUCAUUAGUUGUUGGAGAUUAAAAAACUUAGUAGCAUGCACAGUGUUUUUCUCCAAUCUGACAUGUUUGAAAGUAGAAAGUUGCGGUGGCUUACUAUAUUUGUUCACGUCCUCAACAGCCAAAAGUUUGGUUCAACUGAAAAGAAUGGAGAUAAAAAAGUGUUUUUCAAUCGAAGAGAUAGUGUGUAAGGAGGAAUCAGAUGAUGAUGAGAUAAUAUUUCCGAACCUCAGUUGUUUAAAUCUUGAAUGGUUAGGGGAGCUGGGAAGGUUCUACAGAGGGAGUUUAAGUUUCCCAUCCUUGGAGGAACUGUCAGUAACAUAUUGUAAAAAGAUGACAACAUUUUGUGUAGGAAGUCUAGACGCAGGCAAGUUGUCUCAAGUAGAAUUUGAAUCCGAAGAGGUUAUUAUUCCAUUGGAAACCGAUCUCAACUCAAUUAUGUGGAAGAAAUAUCUGAGAGAGAUAUCAUGGCUUGAUCUCGACAGAAGUAAACCAGAACUACAAGAGAUAUGGCGUGGCUCACUGCCUAUACCCAACUUCUGUUUCAGAGAGUUGGCCACAUUGAAGGUGAAUGAUUGUCCGUUUUUAUCGGAUGCAGUGCUACCCUUCCAUUUAUUUUCCCUAUUAUCCAAAUUGGAAACAUUGGAAGUUCGAAACUGUGAUUCUGUCAAAGUCAUAUUUGAUGAUGUCAAAUGUUCAACACAAGACACUUUAAUUACUUCUCCUAUGAAGAAUUUGGUUUUAUCGAACCUGCCAGAGCUGGAAGCUGUUUGGAACGAAGAUCCUCCUCAUGGAAUUUUAUGCAUGCAACAUCUAAAAGAAGUACAUGUUACUAAAUGUAAAAGGCUUACAAGCGUGUUUCCAGCAUCUGUAGCCAAAGAUCUUGAACUUGAAGAACUAGUAAUUGAAGAGUGUGAGAGAUUGGUGGCAAUUGUUGCAGAGGAUAAUACAGAUUCAAGUCUAGAGCUUACGCUUCCCUGUCCCUAUGUCAAAUCAUUGAAAUUAGAUGGUUUGCAAAAGUUCAGCUACUUUUAUUACUGCUCACUCAAUACGCAUCUGGAAUCUCCUACCCAAGAUCAACUCCCUCAUGAGAAGUGCCUGUCAUUAGGGAAAAAUGGAAUGAAGAUGAUUUUGCGAGGAGAAUUGGAGAGAAACCUCUUGGACAGUUUAAAAGCUCUUACUCUCCGCUUUAGUUCAGAUAUAUUUGGAUAUGAAAUUCUAGAAGAGGUUCCGAACAUAGAGAAACUUGUGGUGUGUGGUGGUUCAUUCGAGAAGAUGUUCUGUUGUGAAAGUCGUAAUAAUGUGUUACAUCAGCUGAAAGUAUUACACUUGGAGUCUCUUGGAGAGCUGGUUUCCAUUGGGUUAGAGAACUCUUGGACUGAUUCAUUUGUCAGAAACUUAGAAAGCUUUGAAGUCAUUAAAUGUGGGAGUUUAAAAAGCUUGGUAGCAUGCACAGUGUCUUUCUCCAAUCUGACGUGUUUGAAAGUAGAAGGUUGUCGUAGCUUAUCAUAUUUGUUGACAUCCUCAACAGCCAAAAGUUUGGGUCAACUGAAAAGAAUGGAAAUAAAAGAUUGUGAUUCGAUUGAAGAGAUAGUGUCUAAGGAGGAAUCAGACGAGGAUGAGAUAAUAUUUGCGAAGCUCAGUAGUUUAAAUCUUGAAUGGUUAUCUAAGCUCAGAAGCUUCUAUAAAGGGAGUUUAAGUUUUCCAUCCUUGGAGGAAUUGACAGUAUCAUCUUGUUCCGAGAUGAUAACUUUAUGUCCAGGUACAGUGAAAGCAGACAAGUUGUCUCAAGUUAAACUGAAUAACUUCUCAGAGGCUAUUCAAUUGGAAAUUGAUCUCAACUCUACUAUGAGGAAGGAAUUUGUGAGAAAGAAUACACAAGAGAGAUGGCAAAAUAGUCUUGAGUUCAAAGAUAGGGCAGACCUACAAGAGAUAUGGAGUCUCUCACUGAAAAUGCAUGACUUUUGUUUCACUUACUUGGAAACCUUGAUUGUGGACGGGUGCCAACUUUUAUCAUAUGUAAUCCCCUUCGCUGUGCUUCCUUUGUUACCUCAAUUGCAAACGUUGCAAGUUCGAAACUGUCAUUCUCUCAAAACCAUAUUUGAUGUCAAAUGUACAACACAAGACAUAUCAAUUACUUUUCCUCUGAAGACAUUAGUUUUAUGGAAGCUGCCAAAUCUGGAAACCCUUUGGAAUGAAGAAACAGAUGGAAAUCCAGCUCAUCCAGAAGGAACCAAUCCCAACCUUACGUUCCCCACUCUGACGUCAUUGACGCUAUGCGAUUUGCCCAACUUCAACCAUAAUAUUCAUGAUGCAACACCAACAUCUGAGCUAAUUAUAUCCAACUUAGAGGAUCUGACAGUGGGUAAAAAUGAAUUAAAGAUGAUUGUGGACGGAGAAUUUCAGACAAACCUUUUACACAACUUAAAAGUUCUCGGUCUGUGCUUUGAUAAUGAGUGUGAUGAAUUUCCGGAGUAUGGAUUUCUACAACAGUUGCCAAAUGUAAAGAAGCUUAUGGUGUGGAGUAGUUCCUUCAAGCUCAUUUUCUGCCAUCAAAGACCUAAUAAUAGUGAACUUCUAUUACAGCUCAAAGAAUUACGGUUGGAGUCCCUUGGAGAGCUAGUUUCCAUUGGGUUAGAGAACCCAUGGACUGAGCCCUUUGUCAGAAAUCUAGAAACUUUUGAAGUGAUUAGUUGUUCCACUUUGGAAAACUUGGUAACAUGCACAGUGUCUUUCUCAAAUCUGAUAUGUUUAAAAGUAGAAAAUUGUGAUGGUUUGUCAUAUUUGUUCACAUCCUCAACAGCCAAAAGUUUGGGUCAACUCCAAAGAAUGAAGAUAAAACAGUGUAAAUCCAUUGAAGAAAUAUUGUGUGGGGAGGAAUCAGAUGAGAAUGAGAUAAUAUUUCCACAGCUCAGUUGUUUAGAACUUGAUAGUUUACCGAAUCUGCUAAGGUUCUACAGAGGGAAUUUAAGUUUCCCAUCCUUGGAAAAAUUGUCAGUAACAGAUUGCGAUGAUAUGGUAACUUUAUGUCCAAGUACGCUAAACGCAGACAAGUUGGGAGAACCUGAUCUGAACUCUACUAUGCGAAAGGAAUUUGGGAGAAAGAUUUCAGAACUUGAAAAACUUGAUCUCAAAAGUAGACCAAAACUACCAGAGAUAUGGCAUGACCCACUGCAUAUCCUAGACUUGUAUUUCAGUAAAUUGGUCACAAUGAUUGUGGACGACUGCCAGUUUUUAUCAGAUGCAGUGUUACCCUUCUCUUUACUUCCUUUAUUACCCAAAUUGGAGAAAUUGGUAGUUGGAAACUGUGAUUCUGUAAAAACCAUAUUUGAUGUCAAACGUGCCACACAAGACACAUUAAUUACUCUGCCUCUGAAGAUAUUGAUUUUAUCCAACUUGUCGAAUCUGGAGAAUAUUUGGAGUGAAGAUCCUCAUGGGAUUCUAAGCAUGGAUCAUCUAAAAGAAGUACGUGUUAAGGAGUGUAAAGGCCUUACAAGUGUGUUUCCAGCAUCAGUGGCCAAAGAUCUUAUGAAACUUAAAGAUCUAGUCGUGGAAGAGUGUAAGGGAUUGAAGGCAAUUGUUGCAGAGGAAUCCAAGGAGGAUGAGAUAAUAUUUCCGCAACUCAUGUAUUUGGAGCUAGAAACUUGCAAUAGCCUGCCAUAUUUGUUCACAUCUUCAACAGCAAAAAGCUUGAGUGAACUCAAAAGUAUGAAGAUAAAAGAAUGUAAAUCAAUUGAAGAGAUAGUAUCAAAGGAGGGGGAGGAAUCUGAUGAGAAUGUAAAAAUAAAAUUUGAGCAGCUGCAAGAUUUGUAUCUUGAAAAAUUAGAUGAGCUAAGGUGUUUCUACGCUGGCAAUUUUACUUUAUGUUUUCCAUCCCUGGAGGAAGUCCAAGUCAUCAACUGCAGCUCCAUGAAAACUUUCAGUGCAUCCAACAAAAUAGAUAAUUCCAUAAAGUGGUAUUAUUCAGAAUAUGCGAGACCCCGGAAGGAAACCGAUCUUAAUUCUGCUCUACACAGAACUUCCAAAGAAGAGGCUCCCGAUGCUUCUAGCGCCAUCAUUUCAGUUAUUCAAUAGUUCAGAUAUUGAACAAGGUUGAGCCUCUGUUGCCGACUCCAAUAUUGCAGUAAUUAAGAGGAGAUUGAAGGCAUCAAGAAUGGAUGAAGAUGAAUGUGUUCAGAUUUUAUUACGUGUUUUAAAAAAAAUGAAAAAAAAAAAAUGUGUUGUUCUACCUAGUUGAAGAUGAAUGUGUUCCUAUUUUAUUAAGUGAGAUUGUGUUUUAAAAAAAAUGUAUUGUUCUACCUAGUUGAAGUAGAAAGUGUCCCUAUUUUAUCAGGUGUGAUUGUGUUUUAAAAAAAAAUAUAAAAAAAUGUGUUGUUGUACCUAGUUGAAGAUGAAAGACAUUAUUACUUGUAUUAUGUAAUGUGUGGGAUUAAAAGUGAUGAACGGUCAUGAAUA
Molecule: messenger RNA, 6598 nt
Organism: Vigna unguiculata (cowpea)
Lineage: Eukaryota; Viridiplantae; Streptophyta; Magnoliopsida; Fabales; Fabaceae
Molecular function (GO): ATP hydrolysis activity; protein binding; ADP binding
Source: RefSeq, a predicted model, not a curated record